UCGCGAUGUUCGAUAUCGAAGAUCGCAGCCGUCGAGACGGAAGCCAACUAGACACCAACUCGCGCUGCCAUGUUCACCGCGUCGUCGUCGCCCCGCGUAGCCGACGCAGUCGUCGCGUCCAUCUGCACCAUGAAGCUCUGCCAAGGCUCGAGCUUCUCGCUCGACGCGCACGAGCAAUGGCGCGGCCAAGCCGCACGCAACCCGAUCUUGAUCACGGUCUCGGAGCCCGAGUCGCGCGGCAGCUACCUCAAGAAGCACACGACGUACGUGGUGCAACAGGAGCCGCAGAACACGCGCGUGCGCCGCCGCUUUAGCGACUUCGAGUGGCUCCACACGACGCUGUGUGCUCGGUACAUUGGCAUGCUCAUCCCGUCGCUGCCCGAGAAGACCGUGUACAAGACGGAGGCGUUCAUCCGCGGACGCAUGCGCGGCCUCGCGCUCUUCCUCAACCACGUGGUCGCAUCGCCGUUUCUGCGCCAUGACGCGUCGGUCGUUGGCUUUCUCAACGUCGUCGACGAUGGCGAGUGGGACCAUGUCAAGAAGAGCUCGGUCGUCAUGGAGCAUGCAGGCGAAGGCCACAUGCAGUGGAUGAAGUGUCUCCUGCAUACGACGCUGCCAGACGACGCCGACCAGCUGCUCCUCAACCUCAAGCGCGACGCCGAGUUUGUCGACAAGGCGUGCAACGACCUCCUUCUGUGCUCGAAGCGGCUUGCUGACAAGUCGGCUGCGUACGCCAAGGAGCUCACGGAGCUCGCGACGCACUUUCAACAGUGGAAGGCGACCGAGUACGUGACGGUCUCGGACAAGGCGCCGGAGGUGCAGUCGAUUCUGGGCCAUACGACGACGGCGAUCGGGGCGUGGAGCGAGCUCGCGCAGCACCAGCCCGUGAUCCACGAGCUGCUCUUGCACGAAGGCAUCAAGUACAUUGCGCAUCAAGUCAAGGACUUCAAGGAGCUCCUUCGCGUGCGCGAUCUCGCCCUCGUGCAAUUUGACAAGAGCAACCGCAACCGGUCGGUGACGACACCGCCCAAGCAGAGCUACUUUGUGCGCGCCGAGCCGACGGGCCCCGAGGCCGAAGCGUCGGCGUACCGAUACGACCACAUUAUCUUCUGCAUGAACCGCGCGCUCUUCUUCUCCGAGAUACAGCGCUUGCACGAGAUCAAGGCGACGAUUUUGCACGAGACGUUCGGGCCCUUCUCCUGCGCGCAGUACCAAGUGGCCAAGAAGCUCGGCGGACUCUGGCAUGGCUACAUUGAGGCGGCCGACAUCAACCAAGCGGAUAUGAUGGUCGCCGCCAAGCAAGUGCUCGACCUCGCCCAAGUCACCUACGACCCCAAGGUGGACGGCUAGGCGCUGCAACUACAAUGUAUAUAUAUAUAUAUAUACGAUUGAGACAAUA
Messenger RNA from Saprolegnia diclina VS20, 1399 nucleotides. RefSeq lists its product as hypothetical. Lineage: Eukaryota; Oomycota; Saprolegniomycetes; Saprolegniales; Saprolegniaceae. Gene Ontology annotation, biological process: endocytosis; endosomal transport; plasma membrane tubulation. The record is from RefSeq and is a predicted model, not a curated record. Gene Ontology annotation, molecular function: phosphatidylinositol binding. The coding region runs from base 70 to 1350 and encodes 426 amino acids. The transcript is spliced from 11 exons. Gene Ontology annotation, cellular component: cytoplasmic vesicle; plasma membrane.